AUGGUGCUACGCGGCAUAAAACGUCACAGUGGACGACCAAUAAACCAAAAGCUCCCGAUCACCCCGUCAGUCCUAAGGGACAUAAGAGAACAACUCAAUUUAGAACACUCUCCUGAUCUGACAUUCUGGGCCGCCUGCUUASUGGCUGUUUUCAGUUUCUUCAGAAAAUCUAGCCUUUUGCCGCCCUCGGUUGCGGGUUUUAACAAAGAUAUUCACCUACGACGAAAAGAUAUCCUACUUUUCAGCUGGGGAGCCAUCCUUGUAGUACGAUGGUCAAAGACUGUUCAAUUUAAACAACGCAAACUUCUUAUACCGAUUCCAAAACUGCAAAAGUCAGCGGAUUUAUGCCCGGUAACUGCUCUUCAACAAGCUUUCAGUACAACACCAACCGCAGAUCCGGACGGUCCGGCCUUUGUGUAUUCAACCAGUGCACAAAACCUGCAACCGUACACUURCAAUUCAUUUACAUCGAAGCUCAAGCAUACCUUAACCACCGCAGGCCACCCGUCUGACAAAUACUCUGGACACUCCUUCCGGCGUGGAGGGGCAACCUUUGCUAUGCGCGCCGGAGUCCCGUUUAACCUAAUACAAGCCCAAGGCGACUGGAAAACGAACGUUUACGAACGAUACCUAGAUAAAUCGUUUAUCGAUAGACUAUACGCCAUUCGAACUAUGGCGAAUAACAUACCAUAA
This is a messenger RNA of Actinia tenebrosa (Australian red waratah sea anemone), 693 nucleotides long. RefSeq lists its product as uncharacterized. Gene Ontology annotation, biological process: DNA integration; DNA recombination. Gene Ontology annotation, molecular function: DNA binding. Lineage: Eukaryota; Metazoa; Cnidaria; Anthozoa; Actiniaria; Actiniidae. The record is from RefSeq and is a predicted model, not a curated record.